Messenger RNA from Cuscuta campestris, 1054 nucleotides. Lineage: Eukaryota; Viridiplantae; Streptophyta; Magnoliopsida; Solanales; Convolvulaceae. The record is from the annotation of a GenBank genome assembly.
AGUAAAGCGAUCAUGGGCUCUUCUUCUAGAAAUCUCUAUGCAAGAAUUGGAGAAGGUCAAUCAACUUCUAGGCACCACUCUUUGAUGGCACCAACUACUCUUAUUAGAAGGAACGGAUGAGACUCUACAUUUGUUCCACCAACUUCCAAUUGUGGUUGGUGAUCAAAAAUGGCGAAGAAAUCCCUAUGAAGAAAGUGGGAGAAACCACGGUCCCAAAGACCGAAAACGAAUUUGAUGCCGAGGACAUCAAGAAGAUUGAAAACUAUGCAAAGGCCAUCAACAUGCUAUAUUGUGCGGUCAACCCCGAUGACUACCGAAAGAUCUCCUGUUGCACAACCGCCAAGGAGAUGUGGGACAAGCUUGAAGUGACGUACGAAGGUACCGAUCAAGUUCGUGAAGCCAAGAUUGAUUUUCUCACCCAAGAGUACGAAAUGUUCCGAAUGAAAGAAGGUGAGAAAAUCGAUGACAUGUUCGACCGGUUCUCAAAGAUCAUCAACGAUCUUCAUGCUCUCAAAAAGACUUACGCCAACAAGGAUCUCCUGAGGAAAAUCUUGCGGAGUCUCACACACGAAUGGAGGUCAAAAGCCGAUGCAAUCUAUGAAUCCAUCGGAGUCUCCAACGUCACCAUCAACGGGCUAAGAGGUAACCUUAAAACCUAUGAAUGUACUAUUCUAACCCCGUCUUUGGAUGAACAAAAGAAGAAGGGGAUAGCUCUCAAAGCCACUAAGGAACCGGUGGAAGAGGCUUCAAGUGAUGACGACAAUGAAUUCGGGCUCGUCAUCAAGAAGUUCCACAAGUUCAUGAAGAAGGAAUUUGAGCGGAAGGAAGGAAGCACGACGGUCCUCCCAAGUGCUACGGCUGUGGCGAGAUUGGCCACAUCAAGCCAAGGUGUCCAAAGGCCAAACACGGCAAGGAUAAGCCUGGCUUCAAGAAGCAAAGGGCCUACAUCUCUUGGGGUGGCGAUUCUGGUGACGAAUCAACCGACCAAGAGGAGGACGAAGCUGCAAAUCUCUGCCUCAUGGCGCACGAAGAUCAAAGCGACGACGUCCAAGAG